GUUAACGAUGGGCGAACCAGGAGGGGCCAACGCAUCUCAACCGGAGAUGUCGAAGAGGAGGCGUGAAUUGAGCGCGUCCCAAGCGAUAAGGCAUAUUGUAUAUGCAGGAUGCAUUUGCGGUUGGAACAUUGACAGGGUAGCAAGACUUUGAGUCAGGGAACAUGCACGACAAUUCCUGGAGGAUUUUGCACCUGUUGGAAUGCUGGAAAUCUCCGCCGGUAGUCAAAGCCGACGACGCCAUCUGUCAGAGGCCAGGUAUAAGAAGGGGGAUGAGAACGAGUUCAUGUUCAACUUCUAUCAGACAGCAGCACUUCUCUCUCUCUCUUUCUACUCAUCCCCUUGGGAACAAAGGAACGGAGCGACUUUGCACCGGUUCCCUCUGACAGCUGACUCUCCACCUUUCAGCACUGCGGUGGUAUCUUGGCCCGAGAUCGCCACUGGAGGUGCAUUUGGAGAGCGAGAAAGAGUGAGUGAGAGAGGCUUUGCUUUGCCGCCCAGCGUUUCGGAGCUGACCUGGCCUUGCCCCCCUCGGCCUAGUCGUCACACCCUGUAUUCUUACCGUCCCGUACACCAUUACCCGUACGGUACGGUUCAAGGGCAGCCUUUCUUGCGUCGGCGUCAACUCGAGAUAAAUAAUAAUCGUCCUCCACUCCCUCUCGACCUUCCUCUCCUUUUCUUUACUCCAGUCCAUCAGCAGAAUAUCCGAGGGUAUUCUCUCAUUUGACCUCAUAUCUCUAACCCCGUGCUGUCAUCUGAUCGCCUCAAUCUGUCCUUAAUCGCGGUCCCAUUCUGUCUGUCCCAUCUCAUCACAUACUAUACCAGGUUCCUCGGCCUCAUACUGCC
Aspergillus sclerotioniger CBS 115572 is the source of this 843-nucleotide messenger RNA. RefSeq lists its product as uncharacterized. The transcript has a single exon. The record is from RefSeq and is a predicted model, not a curated record. NCBI's taxonomy places the organism in Eukaryota, Fungi, Ascomycota, Eurotiomycetes, Eurotiales, Aspergillaceae. Bases 200 to 724 code for a protein of 174 amino acids.